AGUAAGUACCAAUACAAGUUUAAAUUAUCGCUUACAAUUUUUUUACUCUAUUUUUUAACUUUGCCGUGGCUACGCUUUUAUGGCGGCUUUCUGAUCGGCACGUGACACACGUUUAUCGUCUGCAGCGCAAACGCGGGGCAGGUGGAAGUACUCAACAAGUUCGGUUGCACGUAUCGCGAAAGCUCGCGCGCGACAUGGCUCCUACGAUGAAAAAAGUUGCUAUAUUCGGAUCAACUGGUUUCACAGGACAAGCCGUGCUUGACUACGCCUUGAAGAAAGGGUACGAGGUGACUGUACUCGUGAGAGAUGCCUCUCGGCUGCCCACGGAAACCACAGCUCAACACGUGGUUGUGGGUGACGUGUUGAAGAAGGAGGACGUCGACAAGGCUGUCAAGGGCCAGGAUGGCAUCGUCGUGGUCCUCGGCACAAGGAACGACACAAGCCCCACUACAGCUCUGUCUGAUGGACUGAAGAAUAUCCUGCAGUCGAUGUCUGACCACGGGAUAAAGCGCAUCUCGGUCUGUGUAUCGUCUUUCUUGUUUUGGGAACGUGCCAAGGUACCGCCAAAGAUGGUACCGUUGACUGAGGACCACGAGCGCAUGUACGAAGCGCUCAAGGCCUGUGACCGUGAGUGGGUCGCCAUCUUUCCACCCCACAUUGCAGAUGAACCGGCACGGGGUGGCUACAAGAUGGUGAAUGACGCUCCGGUUGGCCGGGCCAUCUCGAAGUUCGAUCUGGCCGAAAUCCUUGUCAAGGCCCUCACCAUGGACGAGCACGUUGGGCACAGUGUUGGCAUUGGCUACCCGGCAGCCUGAGCAGGUCUCGGUGGCACACUUUGCUCCCGGAAGCAUUCCUCCCAUUUUGCUGGGCUCAAUUUACUCUCCACUGUAAUAUUGCGCAUAUAAUGUUCAAACCUUCUUCCAUGGUGUGGGUGCAGUUGUUGUGCAGAGAAAUAUUUCUCUAUGUGUGUCUAUAACGCAACGUUGUUUGUGCUGCCAUUAUGCUUGGGUGUGGUUACCUGUUGCAGUGGUAUGUUCAGCUUUUCCUGCAUGACGUGGCUACAGCCAUCCAAAGUGCCAGUACAAUAAACGGUAUGCCCUCCUACUUAAGGACACUCUUCGUCAAAUCUGUGUUGUUUAUUUUAGAUAUUUGCAUGGGGUAACCUGGUUUGUGUGCAUGACGGUAUUAUACAAUUCUAUGUAUUUUUUUUAUUAAGUUUGUUCGCUUAUUCUUGGCUCAAUGUUGUGCUACAGUGGGCUUCGUUAUCAGUAGAACUGGGUUAAACUGAACUGGAGUAUCACUAAAAUUGGGAAAAAAUCAGGGCAGGAAACAGACAUAAAAUUGUGACAAGUUCCUGGACAUUUCCUGGAGCACUGAAUGGGUUCAGUUAAUUUUUUUCGUAUGUAUUAUAUUGCUUAUCAUGCUCUGCCAGCCAACACACAUGCAGCUCUAGUCUCUACCAUCGAAGGAAAUUGUUAAGAUCGUCUCGAGUGUCUGCUCGCACAGUCUGCAUCCUUUCCUUGUUGAGAUUCUUGAAGUUGGAGAAUGGGCACUCCACUUCUACAGACAGAAGAGGUGAAAAACCCAAGAGCUCAUUCCGAGUCCUAGUCGGGAUCGCAAUUCGGUGUUCCUACAAGUGCACCCAUUGUAUGUCAGGAGUUUUUCUCGUGUGACUUUGGAAAGCUUUUCUUUGGCCGGAUCGUCCAACUUUUCUGCCACAGAAUUCAAAAUUUAAAACUGUGCCUCUACACCAAGCCCUGCUUUCGAGCCUCCCAAUCGCACUCGGUAGAAAUUCAUACAACUCAAUGUUGUGUAGCUCACGGGGAAGUGUGUGGCUGGUUAAACUUUCUCGCAGCCCCCUCGUGGUGGCAGUUGUCAGCUUCAACAUUUUUUUGCAAAGUUUCACACCUUGCCGUGUUUUUUUGCAUGUUACGUGGCUGCUCAUAAGAAUGCUAGGAACCAAGGUGUAGGCUAUAAGGAACACAGAGAUACUGCUUUUGUUUCUCGUAUAUGGGAUAUAUAAACUGAGCUGUGCUCAAUGUACAGACAUAUAGAAUGUAUGGGCAAAAGGUGCAAUUUGUAAUUUUGCGGGACAUCCAACGUGAAUUUGGCACAGUUUGGGAUAACAACGUCGCCGAAAACAAUUUGCAGUCUGUUUCGUAGAUGUUUGUUUGUACCCGACGCUAUUAUGUAUUUGGACAUUUGUCGAAAGCGGGACACGUCUCGGAAAUCCCAACUCUAGUCGUGACUAAGCCUAAAUUUGCAUAUUACAAGCUAAUGAUGUGUUAUUAUGUUGUGUAGCCAUGUGGCUACCCUGUAGCUCAUUGUACUUCCAUUUUGGUCUUGAAAUGAAUCUUUAUUUUGACUCAAAUCUGGCUUCAAAUGCACAGAUGCACAAUGCAAAAUCUUUUUAUAUGCAACAGUGCUGAUCUUGUAGCGACGAUGAUAAUGUUAUUGCAUUUGAAAACUCCCAGAUCGUCUUUCAAAUUUUCCGGGCUCAUUAUGUGAACCUUCUACUGAUGCUGAUAAAUGUUGUUCCAUUGAAUACACAUUGUUCUAGGUUUUUCUGCCUCAGUGCACUUCUAUAUGUAAAGUUGACUGUGCCAAACCCAGUAACAUAAAUUCUCAUAUGUUGUUAAAAACGAAUGAUUCUUGACACUGACACAUUCCUUGCAGAAUUUUCAAGAGAUGGAGUAGUAUUUAGGAUAUUUAGGCGUUUCUGGCAAUUUAUUUUUACUGCUGUGAAGUGGAGCUGCGUGUGUUAAUAACACUGGCAUGUUUGCCAUUCUUUUAUACCAUGCCCUUAAUGGCAACUUGCUGGAGCAUGGGCAAAAGUUUGGCGAGCUUGUAAAUCAUUGCAUAAUAUGAGCAGGGUGGAAGACCUGUUUGUCUCUUUCUAUCUUGAGGACAUCUUCGGCACUGCUGGAGCAUUGCUGCUUUGUGCUGCAGCACGAUUGGAAUGCAUAUGAAUUUGCUGGCAUUAGUGCACGUGUAUUUUUAGUGUUGCAUCGAGUGUCUUUACUUCUUGAGCAACAGGCGUGAGCACAAUUUUAGUGAGUGCAAUAUUACCCAUGCUUGUGUUUAAUAAACAGCUCGAAACACUGA
Messenger RNA from Dermacentor albipictus, 3105 nucleotides. RefSeq names its product flavin reductase (NADPH). Gene Ontology annotation, molecular function: riboflavin reductase (NADPH) activity; biliverdin reductase [NAD(P)H] activity. Lineage: Eukaryota; Metazoa; Arthropoda; Arachnida; Ixodida; Ixodidae. The record is from RefSeq and is a predicted model, not a curated record.